UGUGUUCAGAUCCUGUCAAGAGUGAAGCCAGCGGUCGGGGGGGAGGUGCCGGCCAGUGACAAGAAGAAAAGGGAGAAAAAGCUGCCCAAACUGGAGGAGUUCCUGGAGCCCAGAGAUUAUCUGGGGGCCAUGACCUUACUGGAGUUAAUUAUACCAUGUACCCACCAACUGAAUAUCAUAUUUUGUUGGUGCCCUUUGUGUGCUGUGUAUAUUUGCAGGGAGUUCCUGGCGCUCAAUGUCUAUGUGGCCCUGUGCUACUAUAAGCUAGACUAUUAUGACGUAUCUCAGGAGGUGCUGGCUGUCUACCUACAGAGCUUCUCUGACAGCACUAUCGCCCUCAACCUGAAGGCCUGUAACCACUUCAGACUGUACAACGGCAAAGCUGCUGAGGUACAGCACUACUGCACACUGACACAAGUUUCUCACUGUGGCUGUAUUUGUUCAGACAUCAUGAACCAGAAGGCUCGGCUGGCCUGGGAGCUGUAUCUUAAGAUGGAGACCUCAUCCGAGUCCUUCAGCCUGCUGCAGCUCAUCGCAAACGACUGCUACAAGAUGGGUCAGUUCUACUACUCGGCGAAGGCAUUCGAUGUCCUGGAGAGGCUGGAUCCCAGCCCCGAGUACUGGGAGGGGAAGAGAGGUGCCUGUGUGGGCAUCUUCCAGCUCAUCCUGGCAGGCAGGGAGCCCAGGGAGACCCUGAGGGAAGUGCUGCCCUUGCUGAGGAACACGGGGAACCCCCAGGUGGAGUACAUCAUCAGGGCCCUAAGAAAAUGGGCGAAAGACAACAGAGUCUCACUGUAACUCCCUACUGCAGGGGCACACAGCAACACACAGCCAGUGUGUCAGUCCUGAUUGUAUAUACCUGCUCUCAUGUUAUACAGUAGAUAGUGCUCUUUUGUUUUAUACAAAACUCUUUUGAUUCAUAGUUAUCUCAUAUAUUUUACACUUCUGUACAUAUGAUCUGUAAUUAAAGAACAGUUUUGAAUGAAAA
Molecule: messenger RNA, 988 nt
Organism: Lepisosteus oculatus (spotted gar)
Lineage: Eukaryota; Metazoa; Chordata; Actinopteri; Semionotiformes; Lepisosteidae
Source: RefSeq, a predicted model, not a curated record